This is a messenger RNA of Thermothelomyces thermophilus ATCC 42464, 1960 nucleotides long. RefSeq lists its product as uncharacterized. The transcript is spliced from 3 exons. The record is from RefSeq and is a predicted model, not a curated record. NCBI's taxonomy places the organism in Eukaryota, Fungi, Ascomycota, Sordariomycetes, Sordariales, Chaetomiaceae. Bases 307 to 1947 code for a protein of 546 amino acids.
GCAGCAGCUGCGACCGACGAACUGCCCGCCCUCAGGGCUUCUUCCUUUCAGCGCAGCGCGAGUGGGGCAGAGCGGCCAGCUCGGUGCAUCGGGCCUCAUUUUCGACGGCCCUCCUUCAACUUCUCUCUCCGGAGAGCAACCAUCCAGAUACCUCACUGAAACUGCACCCGACGACGACCGAGCCAUAACCGCGCGUUUGUCACCCUGGCGUCUCCAGGACGACUAGCUCUCGCCGUCGUUACCGGCGUCAUUGGCGCCAUCGCCGCUUUCCAGCAAAGCAACCAACUUCCGCGCCAACGACCCGGCAUGGCGUCCUCUGCUAGGAAUGCCCGCGGCGCUGCCGCCGGGAGGGAGUUGGUGUUUUGCCACGCAUGCCAAAACGAGUGGUAUCGCGACCCAGGCGAACCUCUGGAAUGUCCACGCUGCCAGAGCUCCUUCACCGAAAUCGUUGAGCCGUCCAACGAUCCUCGGGAGGAUGUAGCGGGACCGACCCUUGCAGAGUUCCUUAGGGGUUCCAACACUUAUCACCGCCAUCCAGCCGCUUCCGACUCGGACCCCGACGAAGGCGAUAUAGAGGAACAUCUGCAUACCGGACCGGGCUUUGGUUUUGGCGGCUCCCGGGCACAAAGCAGCGGGGAGCGGCGCCGCGAGGCUGAUAUUAAUGCUACUUUCCAGCGCUUCGCCGAGAUGCUCAUGAACGAUCUUGGAGCUGGAAGGGUCAUCCGCGGGGGUCCGUUGGGCGGCGGCGGCCUGUUCCUCACAGAGGAGAAUCUUCCUAGGCCAGGGACCAGGAUCCAGCAAACCACCGUCAGGAAUGGCCCAUUUGGCUCGCACACGAGCGUCACGAUCACCAGCGGGUCCAUCGGUGGCAGCCCUGAGAUCCGCGGCAGCCCUGAAGGGUCGCCGCUUCACCCGGUCACAUUGUUCGAUCAGCUCUUUGGCAACCCGUGGGGGACUGGGGGACCCGAUGAAUUUGCCCGGCGUGAGCGUGGCUCUCCAAACGCUGCUGGCUUUCCCCUGCUGGGCGGCCUCCAGGAGCUCCUGAACUCGCUCUACAACCCGGCCAACGCGGUGCACGGCGACGCGGUCUUCACCCAAGAGGCGCUCGACCGCAUCAUCACGCAGCUCAUGGAGGCGUCGCCCCAGACCAACGCCGCCCCUCCAGCGUCCGAGUCGGCCAUCCAGAGGCUGGAAAAGAAGAAGGUGGACGAUGAGAUGCUCGGCCCGGAGGGUAAGGCCGAGUGCACGAUCUGCAUCGACGAGAUCAAGAAGGGCGACGAGGUAACGGUGCUGCCGUGUAAGCACUGGUAUCAUGGCGACUGCGUAGUGCUCUGGCUCAAGGAGCACAACACGUGCCCCAUCUGCCGGAUGCCGAUCGAGAAUAGGGAAGGCGGAAACAAUAAUAACAACAAUAACAACUCGGGCAACAACACUAGACGGCCCUCGGAUCAGCCGUCGCAGCACUCCGAAGACCGGCAGUCCUCUUCCACGCCCCUGGGGUCCUUGUUCGGCAACCCGCUCGCGCCUCGACCCCGUCCGGAGCGAGAGCGCGACCGGCAACGGCCUUACCGCAGCAUGCAAGAGAACAUGGAGCGGCUCAACGCCAUCCGCAACCUGGCCGGCGCAGGGCCGCGGUCCAGCUCCCAGAGGCGGAGCUCCCACUCCCCACCCGGGGCGUUUCCCACCUCGGACGCCGAGUAUGCUUCCAGGGCACGGGUCAGGAGCCCGUCUGGUUCGAGAGACAGAGCCAGGAACAGAGACGGCGAAAGAGAUGGGGACACGGAGAGGCACAGUUCGCUGUGGGAUGACUGGAUCGGCUACGGGAGCGGCAGCUUUGGCGAGAGCAGUCGGCGUCACUCGCCGCAGUCACAGCAGAACCAGGAUCAGAGCGGCGGGCAGCGCGGGGCCUUUGCUUGGUUUCGGGAACAGUUUGGGAGGAGGGGUUGAUGGUGGCCCCCAC